UGGUUAGCAUAUAAAAUGGAAAUGUUCGAGAGAAAAGUGCCUCAGUGCGACACGAUUCACAGCCCAGAAAUGAUUUCAUUUAUUUGGAUCGCAAUUCUAGCACCUUUUCUGGUAAACGGCGUUUCGUCGCUCCGUUGCGAAAUUUUAACAAAUUUCUCGCCCGUUGUGUGCAUUCCAAAUGCCGGUUGUAUCCGCGGAAAGUCUACACCCGGAAUGGGGAACGACCCGUACGACGCCUUCCAGGGAAUUCCAUUCGCCAAGCCACCGCUGGACAAGUUGAGAUUUUCGGACCCAGUUCCAAAUGAUCCAUGGGUCGGAGAAUACGACGCCACGUGGGAACGUAGCGCUUGUUUGCAGAAGACGGACCUGAGAGUUGCUGCUGUCGUUAUGGGCAGCGAAGACUGUCUCUAUCUGAAUGUGUUCCGGCCGAGGAUCAACACGACGAACGGGGAAAAGCUUGCCGUUAUGGUGUACAUACACGGAGGUGGUUUUUUCUCUGGUUCUGCCUCGACGGGAGUUCUGGGACCGGAAAAAUUCAUGAAAACUAAACGUGUCAUCCUUGUUACCAUACAAUAUCGCCUCGGAGUGUAUGGAUUUCUUUCAACGGGCGAUCAUGCCGCAAGGGGUAAUUUUGGAAUGAAAGAUCAAGUCCUGGCGUUAAAGUGGGUCAACAAAAACAUCGACGCUUUUGGGGGUGAUUCAAACUUGAUUACCAUUUUCGGACACAGUGCAGGGGGAGCUUCCGUCCAGCUGCAUAUGUUGAGUCCGCUGAGCAGACGAUUAUUCUCGCGGGCGAUUGUGAUGAGUGGAAGUGCGUUGGCUAUUUGGAGUACUCCUCUGCAAAAUCCACUCGAACAGGCCCAAGCUCAAGCCAAAGCCGCAGGGAUACCGGCCUCAGAGGAGCUAUCAACAGAGGAACUAGUGGACAAACUUCGUCAGAUAGAUCCUGUCAAUCUUGCGAGCAGCAUCGAUAAACUGAAAACUUGGCAUCGUGCUCCAUUGGUCGUUUAUCGCCCCACAAUAGACGGAGAAUUUCUUCCGGAGGCCCCAAGAACCAUGUGGAAAGAGGGGAAAUAUCAUCACAUUCCUUGGCUUAUCGGUUAUGCACCGAAUGAAGGGUCAGUUGCUUCCCUUGCAAUCAUUACCAACGAAACAUUGCUGAAUGAUUUCAGCCGCAAUAUUCGCUCAUUGUUGCCAUCAUUUUUGGGGGAAAGAAGAAACACACCUGAUGCUCUGGAAUUGAUAAAGGGCCGCUACUUUCCUGGCAAUUCAGAAGGAAGUUGGUUGAAUUGUGAGAAUUUAAACAACCUAUCAGAUAUUAUUGGAGAUGCGUGGAUAAAAUAUCCUAUAAUCGACAACAUCAAGCAGCACGUGAAGCUCUCUAACGAAUCAAAUUGGAAUGUCUAUUAUUUUAAUUUUAAAGGACGCUAUUCUUAUUCGUAUAUUUAUACCAAUAACCUAGCUAACUUUGGAACAGUACAUGAGGAUGAACUUCUCUACCUAUUUCGAUCUCCGGCACUUUUUCCUGAUUUUCCGGUGGGGUCUCCGGAAUAUCAUGCCUCGGAAGCAUGGGUUAAUCACUAUGUCUCUUUUGCGCACACUGGACACACUGAGAACUGCGACGAACAAAAGUGUCGCAUUUUGGAGCUGACCAAUUCUGAUGGCGCAAGCGGAGAGGUCGUGUUCAACGUGAUUCAACAUCUCGAUGACAACAUGUACAACUUUUGGAACCAACACUAUAAUAAAUAAUUGUUAACUUAAAAUGAUACAAAA
Toxorhynchites rutilus septentrionalis is the source of this 1773-nucleotide messenger RNA. RefSeq names its product juvenile hormone esterase-like. Gene Ontology annotation, molecular function: hydrolase activity. The record is from RefSeq and is a predicted model, not a curated record. The transcript has 4 exons. Lineage: Eukaryota; Metazoa; Arthropoda; Insecta; Diptera; Culicidae. The coding region runs from base 16 to 1749 and encodes 577 amino acids.